GGGAGGAAGUUGUAGCCAGCCUCAAAGUGCUGGUCUUGCUCAGACGAACUGCCUUCCCACUUGUGCAGGUGCAAACCCAAGCAGCGUUCCUGUUGGCGAUGGAGCUGGCGAGACUGCUUGGCCUGGAAGAAACGAAGAUGGCGACGGAGCAGGAGAAGCACAUGCUGAGGCUGCUCAUCCCUCUCGCUAAACUUUAUACUGCAAAGCAGGCUAUCGCUGUGGCCUCAGAAGGCCUGGAGUGUUUCGGAGGACAGGGCUACAUGGAAGACACAAGCCUGCCUGCCAUUCUUCAGCAUACCCAGGUGCUAUCAAUCUGGGAGGGAACCACGAACAUCCUGUGCCUGUAUGUUCUGCGCUGCAUUUUCAAGAGCCAAGGAAAAGUGCUGGAUGUCUUUUUCUCCACUGCCCAGGUAAGCACCAAUAAAUGAGUUUCUCACACCACCUAUAAAUGUUAAAAUUUGAGAUGUGCUUGUUAGGAGCAACAGGCUCAGUUGGCCUCAUGUAAAACUGUGGUGGUCCUUGUUGACGUUGAUGUGCUGCUAUUUAAUGCGUGAGAACAUAUGAUUGGGGAGGCAUUGUAUUAAGUAAAUCUGAGCUAAAUGCCAAUGAUUUAAGAUCAGUUCUGCUAGG
This is a messenger RNA of Notechis scutatus (mainland tiger snake), 630 nucleotides long. NCBI's taxonomy places the organism in Eukaryota, Metazoa, Chordata, Lepidosauria, Squamata, Elapidae. The record is from RefSeq and is a predicted model, not a curated record.